GAUCUUCUCCUCCCGGUACAGUAAUUCUUUUGCUUCCAUGGUGUCAACCUCCAUUUCCUUCCUUUCUUUUGCUUCAUCUGUAUCUGAAGUGACUGUACUAAAACGAGUGCACGAGAAAGAGAGAGAGAAGAAAAGAGACUCAAGGGGAGGAAGGGAAGAAGCUUUCACUCCCACUGGAAGACAGUGAUCGAUAUCUGUAAUUAACUUCUAGCACAUCCAUGUCCCAAGGUCGCUACCAAGGCAUAACGACGUGCCAAGGACAUCAGAUGGAGCACCACAUAGCUCAACAGAGCCGGAGAGACAAGCUGAAGGUGCAAGGAUUUGAAGCCACAACUCUGCACCCACUGGACCAGAUUGAAGAAAAAAUAUUAGAUCUUGGUACCUAUGAGCAUGCUAGGACUGGUAACAUACUAUCAGACAUGUUCAGUUUUCCAACACCCAGACUAGCUAACCAGAUCUCCGGGAUCGACCGCCUACCGCAAAGGCCGGUAGCUGAAUUCUCCGGCGAGUGGUAUGGGGACAACAGACAAGGGGUGGUGAUGGGCAGUAAUUUUAGCUCUUUGGGUGAUACUGCAGCAGAUCCAGCGACGGUGCAACUCUUGUUAAUGAACAUGACAUCUCAUGAGCAACACCCAAGGUCUGCUACCUUCGGAGAUGGCUCAUUUAGUGGGGGAAUGGUAGAAAACCAAGGGCUAUCUCUAUCACUCUCUUCGUCUCUUCACCAACUAGAGAUGGGUGGAGUGAGUGUGAUAAGGAAUUCAAGGUUUGUGAGGGCUGCUACAGAGCUGUUAGAAGAGGCCUGCGGUGUGUGGAGGGAGCAAUUGAAGGGGAGAGGGUCAAGAAGGCAAAUUUGCUCCUCAAACCCUAACCAUAACCCUAGAUUUGCAGGUGCUAAUGGUGCUACUUCUAGUACUGUUGUUGGGUCUUCUUCAUCGCCUAAGUAUCUGCCAUCCUUGUCUUCUGCUGAUAGGUUUGAGUACCAAAGGAAGAAGGCCAAGCUCUUGUCCAUGCUUGAUGAGGUGGAUAAGAGAUACAACCACUACUGUAACCAGAUGCAGAUGGUAGUGAAUUCCUUUGAUUCAGUGAUGGGCUUCGGAGCUGCAACACCAUAUACAGUCCUUGGUCACAAGGCCAUGUCACGGCACUUCCGCUGCAUCAAGGAUGCAAUCAAUAAGCAAUUGAAACAAGUGCAUGAACUCCUUGGAGAGAGAGAAGUGGGUAGCACUUCAGGGAUCACUAAAGGGGAGACCCCAAGGCUUAGGUUGCUUGAACAAAGCCUGAGGCAGCGUCGACCAUAUCACCAGUUUGGAAUGAUAGAAUCUGAAGCUUGGAGGCCUCAGCGAGGCUUACCUGAACGUUCAGUGAACGUUUUGAGAGCAUGGCUUUUUGAGCACUUCCUUCACCCCAGGUCUCCAACUGGUUCAUAAACGCAAGGGUCCGGCUGUGGAAGCCUAUGGUGGAAGAGAUCUAUCAACAAGAGGCCAAGGAUAAGGAGGCAGAAGGCAACAAGGACAGACGUGAAACAAGGCCACAGUCACCAUCCCACCAUAAUUCACCACUAGGCCAGGGACCAGAAGCCAAUAGACCUCAAAGCCCGGCGGUGGCCACAGCUCACCAAUUAUCUAACGACGACACCAUCCUCAUAGGCACCGAUGCACCCACCUCUGCCGUGGACCUUUGUGGAGCAGACAUGGAACCCAUGGAUGACUUGUGUGGGGCCGCUGCAGCCACCGCACUGGGUUCCAGUGUGCGUCUUGGUGCAAGUGGAGAUGUGUCGCUAACUCUCGGCCUACGGCAUUCUGGGAACCCGUCAGAAAAGCACUGGUUUUAUGGUUAAGAAAGUUUUGGAGGGAGGGCUGUUAUAAAAAAGAGGAGGAGGGGGAGAGAAAGAAUAGCAGAUUAGCCUUCUAAUUACUGUUAUUUGUGUUCUUCUUUUUCAGACAAUCAGGGAAAGAUGUAUGUGGGAAGAAAUAGAUUUGAGAACUAAGAACGCAUAAACAUGAUCACUAAGUUGCAGGUUGCUUAGAAGAGAAAGGAAUUGCAUGCCACUGAUCAACUUUUCGUUUCUUCUUCA
Molecule: messenger RNA, 2074 nt
Organism: Elaeis guineensis (African oil palm)
Lineage: Eukaryota; Viridiplantae; Streptophyta; Magnoliopsida; Arecales; Arecaceae
Source: RefSeq, a predicted model, not a curated record